This is a messenger RNA of Myxozyma melibiosi, 693 nucleotides long. RefSeq lists its product as uncharacterized. The coding region runs from base 1 to 693 and encodes 230 amino acids. NCBI's taxonomy places the organism in Eukaryota, Fungi, Ascomycota, Lipomycetes, Lipomycetales, Lipomycetaceae. The transcript is spliced from 2 exons. The record is from RefSeq and is a predicted model, not a curated record.
AUGGGUCUCUUUUCUUCUUCUGACGAUGACGACCGUCGCGAGUCGAACAACUCCAGCUACGGAGGACGCGACAACGACUCCUCCUCCUACGGAUCAUCUGGACGCGACAACAACGACUCUUACGGCUCAUCCGGACGCGACUCUGACUCGUAUGGUUCAAACAAGUCCAGCGGCUUCGGUGGGUCUGACUCUUAUGGAUCGUCUGGCAACUCUGGCAACUCGGACUCUUACGGCUCGUCCGGCCGCGACUCUGACUCGUAUGGAUCGUCUGGACGCGGAGGCAACGACUCUUUUGGAUCUUCUGGUAACUCGGACUCUUACGGCUCGUCCGGCCGCGACUCUGACUCGUAUGGAUCGUCUGGACGCGGAGGCAACGACUCUUUUGGAUCUUCUGGUAACUCGGACUCAUACGGCUCGUCUGGCCGCGACUCUGACUCCUAUGGAUCGUCUGGACGUGGAGGCAAUGACUCCUACGGCUCUUCCGGCCAGGACUCUUCCGGCCAGGACUCUUCCUAUGGAUCGUCCGGUCGCGACAACGACUCCUACGGAUCGUCCGGCCGUGACAACGACUCUUACGGAUCGUCUGGCCGUGGCGGCAACGACUCGUCUUUUGGCUCGUCUGGCCGCGACUCAGAUUCGUACGGCAGCGGAGAGUCAGAAAACUCUGGCCGGGGAGGUGGCUUUGGAUUCUAA